Molecule: messenger RNA, 1166 nt
Organism: Phaeodactylum tricornutum CCAP 1055/1
Lineage: Eukaryota; Bacillariophyta; Bacillariophyceae; Surirellales; Neidiaceae
Exons: 1
Coding region: 135-1043 (302 amino acids)
Source: RefSeq, a predicted model, not a curated record
GUGGACGUUUUAAGUGAACUAUCAAAGGCUUAAUGGACAUUGGCUGGGAAUAGAGCGUACAAGCCAAUGAAUCAAAGACAGGACUUGCUGCGUCAAUAGAAUUUGGACUCGCUACUGACCGUUCUGAGGUUGUCAUGUUGGGUAUUCGUCGCCUGGAGAUAGCCGUCGUGGGCAUCUUUUCGUUCUACAUUGGUCUGACCAUGUAUUUCCACUCCCGCCUGUAUCGACAAGCGAACCAUUCGUCGCCUGGAUUUUUUUUUGUACAACAGGCUUCUCCGCAUAACAAGGGCCAGUUUAAAAAGGACAAACGACGGCAGCGACGGCGGAAGAAACGAAGUUGGGACCCUGGUCUGGACGGGCUGGGCGGUCUGCCAGUGCCACUGAACAUUAAUCUUCCCAUAUUCUCCCCCAGUCUUCCAAAGAGCGGAACAACAUCGCUGUGGCAGUAUUUUAAUUGCGGUGGCCACGCUUCGUCGCACCAGUGGGUUAAGUCGAAUGAAACAUACAGCAUGCAGUCCGGACAAUGCAUUCGGCAGAAUGUUUUAAAAGGUCGACCGCCUUUCGAGGGAUGCGGUGGGUAUGAGGUCUACACAGACACUGGCUACGCCAACUUUCUUCCCCCAAGUCCUGGCCAGCUCUUCACUCCUGUCUCCUGCUACUACCCGUCGGUGGAUGCUUUGGAAGAGAUAUAUCAGCACUAUCCUAACUCAACCGUGGUUAUGGUUGUGCGCGAUACCAAUAGUUGGUACAAAAGUAUGACGGAGUGGGGUGAGGGCUCACUGCUCAAGCGGUGGAAGUUGUGCAACGCAACAGGCUUUCCAUCGAUGAACGCCGAGCCCAAAGAUUUCUUAAAAUUUUACGAAUGGCACACUGCGAACAUUCGCCGAUUCGCCAAGGCUCAUCCAACUAUGAAGUAUGUAGAAGUCCGAUUAGAGUCCAACGAGACGGGUGGUAUUCUAGAGCGGGAGAUUGGAAUUCCACGAAAAUGCUGGGCCAAGUGCACUCCAGCUUCUAAAUUUUGUCAGCCUACCAAACAAUCAUAAUAAGACGGAACAAAUGCCUGGGCAUGCAUCUUGCGUGCUCUUAAAUUAAACCAGUGACGUAAAAAUGGAAGACGAGUGUAAGUUCUAUUUAUCUCCAAAAUCUAGCUACAACAAUUGAUUGCU